This is a messenger RNA of Amyelois transitella, 2120 nucleotides long. It is a transcript of the gene prel, whose product is annotated as protein preli-like. Gene Ontology annotation, biological process: phospholipid transport. The record is from RefSeq and is a predicted model, not a curated record. Bases 347 to 967 code for a protein of 206 amino acids. Gene Ontology annotation, molecular function: phosphatidic acid transfer activity. NCBI's taxonomy places the organism in Eukaryota, Metazoa, Arthropoda, Insecta, Lepidoptera, Pyralidae. The transcript has 7 exons. Gene Ontology annotation, cellular component: mitochondrial intermembrane space.
ACAGCUGGUUGCCUGACAUUUCGUUUCCAUUCCAUUCCAAUUUUCGACAUUGAUUGUACUUGUCUCAUGGAAAUCAUCAAAAUUUUUAUCAAAAACACCUGAGUUAUGAAUGAUAACAUGUGUUGCGUGGUCGAAUCGUUUGAUAUUAGCCUAAAAUAGGCGUUCAAAACCAAUAGUAUCAUCGCAAUACGGUCUCAAUCUGUUUUCUUUACAAUACAUUUGAGUGCCUGCGGCAAAUCGAUUUUUUUUCGUGCAAGUAACAAUUAUGGUGUUGUGAGAAUCGUAACAGUGGACUGCCUUUAAUCAUUCCAAUUUAAAUAAAUAAAAAAUAGAAAAAAGUGUAAAAAUGGCAAGAUAUUUUGAAAAUACAUCGACCUUCAACUUCAGUUGGGACCAAGUUGCAUGUGGGUACUGGAAAAGGUACCCUAACCCGCAAAGUACCCAUGUGCUCUCGGAGGACACUUGCUGUCGGCAAGUGAAAGACGGCUGCCUCUACACGAAGAGGCUCCUCACCAAAACCAACAGAGUGCCCAAAUGGGGAGAGAGGUUCUUCAAUGCGAAAUCAGUGAAAAUCAUUGAAGAGAGCAUAGUGGAUCCUGAGAAGAAAAUUCUGAUCACAUACACUAGGAACUUAGGAUAUACAAAAGUUAUGAGCGUGGUGGAACGGGUGGAAUACAGAUCAGCGGGGCCCGGUCAGACCGUGGCGAGGCGGUCGGCGUGGAUCGACUCGCAGGUGUUCGGCUUCUCCAGGGCGAUACGAGCGUUCGGAGUCGAACGGUUCCGGAAGAAUUGUACCCAAAUGGUGAACGGUUUCAAUCACGUCCUACACUCAAUGUUUCCACGGCAAGUGCCAUCCCAACACACCAUGACGCCCAUGACGCACACUCUAAAAGAGAUGCGAGAGGCCGCCGCGGCCGCCACCGACCGCGCCAAGGCGAACGUCCUGUCAUCUGUCAACAGGACAUAACAGGACAAAGAUUGAGGUGAAGUCUACCACAUUUGUAAGUUACAUCGGCAUUGUUCGACGGCGCAGAAUAGUAGAACCGACCGCCGAAUCUGGCCGAAUGAAAAUAUGAGUGGAAUAACGAAGUUAUUGAUACUACAUAGGAUUUUAAAUACCGAAACAACUCCUGCGAACUCCAGACAUGGCGCGUACGCAAUUAGCCAAUAGCGAACGGUUUUGAUCCCGCGUUCAAAUGGCGCACUAUGAUUGGCGCAGAUAUUUUCUGCGCAGGUACAUCGGUGUAACUUAUUAAAGUGGUAAUACUGUACCUGGGGGACUGGCUUCGACGUUUUAUGAUUUUGUAUAUUGCUUCACUGUGUACCUUAACCUUUAAAUUCGUCUUAAAAGAUUGUCAUUGUAAUAUAUAUUUAUAAAGCUAUUUAUGUAUUUGUUUCAAAAUAUUGCCAUUGUAAACUUAUUAACGAGUUUAAUUCUGCUCGUAUGAAAAAUGUUGACCAUUUUCGAAGGUUUGUCAAGGUUAUCUAAUCAUUGUAAAUUCAUAUCAGAAUCGUUCUAAAGUACAAAAGUAUUAUUAUGAAGCCAGAUAGCUCCUGUAGUAGUGAUAAGUGUGAUAAAACGAUGUUUUUAGCUGUUUGAAGAUGGAAUAAAGAUAUUGAAGGAUAUUUGUUAACCAAAUCACCGUUUAGCUUGGUUUGUGGGCUUUAACUUUUAUGUUCACGGCUUAAAGUAAGCAUUGCUAAUUAUUGUCUAAUAAGAUAAAAACUGUACAUAAUAUCUAUAGAAAUUUAAAAAAAAUUAUGAGUCCUUACUGAACAUAAGUUUUGUUACCAAAUUAUCCCUGAUUGUAAAUAAUCAGUCCAUUUUUGGUUUGAUUUAUAUACCUUAUAAGGAGAAGCUGUGUAGAAUAAACCAAUCAAAGCGCUCCAUUAUAGCUGAGUGUAUUUUGAUUGGUUUAUGAUAUCUCCACUUCUAUGAAAAAGCCACAAUUUUAACCCUUUGCUUGAGGGAAUGAGACAUAUAAAUUUAUGCGCAUAAGUAAAAACAGAACUAUUAUGUUAUAUGGUACAUAUAAUAUGGUAAGUGGGGUAAAUGAGAUAGAUACUUCAAAUAGUAUUAAAACCUUUGCUAUUAUGACAUAUUAUUUUGCACGACAUAU